CUUGUCCCCGCAGGGCUCCGGGCGGCCGUGACCCUGCUGGAGUGCGGGGGGGACCUCCAGCCCCCCGGGGGGUCCCUGCGCCUCCUCUGCCCAGGGGCUGGGUUCAGUUUUGGGAGUUUUAGCAUGGAAUGGAUCCGCCAGAGACCCGGGCAGGGGCUGGAGUGGCUCGCAGGGAUCUACAGCAGUGGUGCCUACACCUACUACGCGCCGUCGGUGCAGGGCCGGGUCACGAUCUCCAGGGACAACGGGCAGAGCUCGGUGACGCUGACCAUGACCGACCUCCGGGACGAGGAUUCCGGAUCCUAUUUUUGCGCCAAAUCUGCUGGUGCUGGUGCUGGCUGGGAGAGCGUUGCCCAUGCUUUUGUGCCCAGUUCCGCGACUCCAUCCCCGCCUUUCUCCAUUCCCCAGCCCCUUCCCCAAACUCCACCACUGACCCUGUUCCUGUCCCUCUGUCCCAUCCCUGAACUGGUUCUGCCCCAAAUCUCCCCCAUUUUCCCCAAAUCCCACCUCUCAGCCCCACCCCUCACCCUCGGUGCCAAUCUUUGUGCCCACCCCUCAGGGUUCGGUGCCCCCCCGGGCGGGUUUGGGGCCAGGGGUGCAGAUUUGGGGCUGCCCCCCAGGAUUUAUCCCCGCCCGGGGCUCUCUGUCCCAACCCCCGCCGGGACGGGGCUGCUGGGGACGCCUCUGGAGCUGUUUGGUGUCCCACCAGGGCUGUCCCCACAGGGCUGUGACAACGGCCAGGUGCCAGCAGCCCACGGCCCCGCUGCAGUGACAGAACUCGAUGUCACAGCUGGCUUUAAAAGGGCUUUGGCCAAUCACAGGAAGGAAAACCCGAUGGACAUGGUGGCCCGAGAUCCGGCCAGCCUCGUCACUUUUGGGGGUCUUGGUUGGGACUUGGAGCUACGGCGGAGAUUUGGGGCCAGGAGCUGAGAUUGGGGGCAGGGCCAGAGCAGGGCUGGGACAC
Messenger RNA from Haemorhous mexicanus (house finch), 964 nucleotides. Its product is annotated as immunoglobulin alpha-2 heavy chain-like. The record is from RefSeq and is a predicted model, not a curated record. Gene Ontology annotation, cellular component: immunoglobulin complex, circulating; external side of plasma membrane; blood microparticle. Gene Ontology annotation, biological process: phagocytosis, engulfment; positive regulation of B cell activation; phagocytosis, recognition. The transcript has a single exon. The annotation marks the transcript as partial. Gene Ontology annotation, molecular function: immunoglobulin receptor binding; antigen binding. Lineage: Eukaryota; Metazoa; Chordata; Aves; Passeriformes; Fringillidae.